GAAUGGGUUGUAAAUAUAUGUAGUAGAGAAAGUUGUGAAAGAAGAACUAACAUAAAAAUCCUCGACUAUUCGGUUCGAUUCCGUUGGACCCCGAUCUCGUUUAACCCCGACCUUCUUAGCUAAAUCUCGAUCCCAAAAGUUUUAACCUGACAAACGACCCCAAACUUUCCUACCUGGAAUAGGAAAGUUUGUGGACAAUCUACAUAAGAUUGUAGAUUGUAAAAAGCCGGUGGACAAUCUACACAAAAACAACAACAAAUGAUUAGAGAUUUUGAUACUGGAAAAAAUGUUGGUUAUAUGGUCAGUUCUAAUCAAACUUUAACUGCCGGUGGACAAUCUACACAAGAACAACAACAAAUGAUUAGAGAUUUUGAUACUGGAAAAGUAAAAGUUUUGGUAGUAACAUCAGUUGCUGAAGAAGGUGUAAAUAUUACUGCUUGUAAUUUAAUUGUAAAAUAUAAUAAUGUUGGUUCUGAACGUUCAAUGAUUCAAAGAAGAGGACGUGCUAGACAGAAAAAUAGUGUAUCUAUUUUGUUAGCUUUAGAUACGGGGGUUGAACAAGCUGAAUAUUUGAAUAUGCAAAAGGAGGCUAUGAUGAUGCAUUGUUUAAUGGAUUUACAAGAAACUAGUGAAACAAGUCUUAAAAUUCAAAUUAAUGCAAAACGGGAAGAGCGCCGAAAAAUCGAGGAAAGAAAACUUAAAGUUUCGGAAAUGAAACGUUUAAGACUUAAUGAUAGACGUUAUAAACUAAGCUGUCGAUCUUGUAAUAAUUUGAUUUGUAAGAGCACUCAUGUUCGUUCUAUUGCUUAUUCUACUUUUGUGGUUUGUGAUCCUACUGUUUGGAAACGUUCAAAAAUUGACAUUCGAGAAAAGCCGACGAAAGACCAUUUAUUCACAAAAUGUGCCAAAUGGUUAUGUGGCCAAUGUGGUAAUCAAGAAUGGGGAGUUAUUGUGAAAUAUUCAAAUUGUUAUUUACCUCAACUUGGAGCUUCUCUAUUUUCUAUGGAACGUGAAGAUCAAAUAGAUGAAUUAAAUGAAAUGCGUCCAGGAGGGGAUAGGGGAAGAACUUGGCAAAAUAUUCAAGACGAUUAUUUUAAUAUUGAACCGAUUAAUAUGAGAAAUAUUGUUGACAUGUACAGUGCCUUAACCAAUUCUUUUUCAACCUUAACUAAACAAAUGGAUCAACAAGAAUGUAUUGCCAAUAUUAAAUUUAUUGAGAAAAUGAGAGAAAAGAAGAUUGAUAAAAAGAAUAAAAUACAAAUAUUUUUGGAAGAAUAAAUGAAGGAAGGGAGAGAGAGGAGGAGGAUUUUAAAUAAAUUAUGGGUUUUAAAAAACAUCAAAAUUCGAGCUUUAAUUUUUUUGUUUUACAAAAAAGUAUAUUAUAAAUUUAAUUUAUUAAAAAAAUAUUUUUUCUUAAAUAAUUAGUAUUUAUUACUAAAAAAAUAUUUUUUUUCCAGAAUUUUUAAAAAUUAAUUCAAAAAAUUUUUUUGCGGACUGUCCGCAUUUUUAAUUGCGGAUUUUUUAAAUUAAUUGCGGAUUUCUUCUGCCCAAUUUUUUUGCUUGGGGUAAUUACGUCUUGAUUAAGAAUUAGGGUUGGGGGCUCGUUCCGGCCUGGUCUGAAAGAUGUGUCGGGCAUUGAAUUUUGGCCCAAAAAAUACUCGGCCUGGAAGGCUCGAUAAAAAUGACUCGAACAUCGGCCCGACUCGAAAACCACAACAACCCUACACUCCGUUCCAAAAGUAUAUAGCCACUCAAUUUUU
Molecule: messenger RNA, 1760 nt
Organism: Meloidogyne enterolobii
Lineage: Eukaryota; Metazoa; Nematoda; Chromadorea; Rhabditida; Meloidogynidae
Source: the annotation of a GenBank genome assembly